Messenger RNA from Vespula pensylvanica (western yellowjacket), 2481 nucleotides. It is a transcript of the gene Ubc4, whose product is annotated as ubiquitin-conjugating enzyme E2-22 kDa. Gene Ontology annotation, biological process: proteasome-mediated ubiquitin-dependent protein catabolic process; protein polyubiquitination. NCBI's taxonomy places the organism in Eukaryota, Metazoa, Arthropoda, Insecta, Hymenoptera, Vespidae. The record is from RefSeq and is a predicted model, not a curated record. The coding region runs from base 1043 to 1600 and encodes 185 amino acids. Gene Ontology annotation, cellular component: nucleus. Gene Ontology annotation, molecular function: protein binding; ubiquitin conjugating enzyme activity. The transcript is spliced from 5 exons.
AAGAAGAAAAAGAACAGUAGCCUCGAAAAGAGGAAAAAAAGAGAGGGAAAAAAGAUACGUGUUCUCGAGGAUAAAAAACAGCAGUAUCUUGAUCGCAACUUCUUUUUUUUUUACAGUUAGAGCGUCCUUGAACGAUAAUGAGCAAAGGAACGGAAAGGACGAUUGGUUCCGGCGAAUUCACAAUUUGGCGGCAGUUUCGAGGCGCGAACACGACAUAGCGGCGUGAUUUUAGACAAAUCCGUGAGAGUGCGCAUUAAACGAAAGAGAGAGGUGGGAAGGGAGAAAGAAAGCACGAGAGAACAACUGACAGUCAACGUUUUUAUUCAUCAUCGAUGUGGCGCCGACAACGGCGAUCAGUACGACAAGUUGUUGGAUGCGUCCGCAGGAGCAGAAAUAUUUGAGAAGAAAGAGAAGAAUCAAGAAAGGUGGUCGGAAGAGAUUCCUUCGUUCCUCUCUUUCUCGACCGUGUCGUGAAAAAUUCGAGUUGCGCCGAACGGCAAACUCGGCGGCACAGAUACAUAUCGCGAAGAAAGAGAAAGAGUGCGCGCGCGAGCGAGAGAGAAAGAGAGGGAGAGAAAGAGAGAGAGAGAGAAAGAAAGAAAGAAAGAAAGAAAGAGAGAGAGAGGGAUAGAGGGAGAGAGAGAGAAAGAGAGAGAGAGAGAGAGAGAAAGAGAGUUAACGGAGAGGACGAAGAGCAUCAGAGGAGAGCGCGCACCGGCUGACGCUCGAGAACAGCAGUACUUCCUCGAUUCCAUUCGUUAAGACGCGAGACUCAAAGAGACGAUGAGAGCGUGCUGACGACAACGACGACGUCGCGCGUUAAAGAUUCGGAAACUAUGGCGAACAUCGCGGCGCAGCGAAUCAAACGGGAAUUCAAAGAGGUUAUAAAGAGCGAGGAGGUGAGUGGAGGGAUCACCUCUCGGAGCAGACACAGAUUCGAUCUCUAGUCAAUGCGCGAAGGAGAAGCGCUUUGCGGUUAUGCGGCUUUUGCGGCUUUUCGUGUACUUUUAUUCUUUUCUUUAUCUCACACCGUGUGCACGGCAUGACAGAAAGAGAUAGAGAGGUUGCAAAGUGUGCAAUUAAAGUCGAGUUGGUAAAUGAUAGCUUCACUGAAUUAAAAGGCGAAAUAGCUGGGCCACCAGAUACACCUUAUGAGGGAGGUAAUUUUGUACUUGAAAUCAAAGUACCUGAGACGUAUCCCUUCAAUCCUCCUAAAGUUCGUUUUAUAACAAAAAUAUGGCAUCCCAACAUAUCUUCGGUCACUGGUGCUAUUUGUCUGGACAUAUUAAAAGAUCAAUGGGCAGCCGCAAUGACUUUACGAACAGUAUUGCUGUCAUUACAAGCCUUGUUAUCUGCAGCAGAACCGGAUGAUCCUCAGGAUGCAGUAGUAGCUAAACAAUAUAAAGAGCAGCCUGACAUGUUUCGUCAAACUGCUAAACAUUGGACAUUUGUAUAUGCGGGUGGACCCGCAAAGAUGCCUGAGCUAGAUGAAAAAAUAAGAAGAUUAACAGAUAUGGGGAUUGAAGAACAUAAUGCAAGAGUUGCUCUUUCCUCAUAUAAUUGGGAUUUGGAACGUGCCACUGAGCAGCUCUUCAGUUAGUGAUAACUGUACAGUUAAUUCAUCACACAAAGACCACUCAUUUUGUCAUUUAGGAACUUCUGUAACAACACACUCAACUAAUAAUACCAUAGCAGUUUUAUAAUAAAAUUCAGCUCCUUUAAUGGCAAUAUUUCCAGUGUAAAAAAAGAAAAAAGAAGAAGAAGAAGAAAGAAGAAAAUUCGAUAGAUACGAUUUGAUAUCUUUGAUAGUUAUCUGCUUGAUUUAUAAAAUACAGGCUUAAAAAAAAAAUCUAGUGAAACAUAUAAAGGCAAAAUUUAUAAGUAGCUAUAUAUCUGAAAGAUAAGGAUUACAAACAAAAAUUUAAUUUUUAAUUUUAAUUCAAAUGAUAUGAUAAUAUUGUGCUUUCUAAGCAUAUUUUUAACUGUUAUGGAAAUUAAGUAGUGUGUUUAUUACAUCUUUAUAUUAUUUUUUUUAUAAUUGUACGAUGUUUUGGAACGAUUAAUGUUUUGAAUGGUUGAGUGUGUAUUUCUUUUAAUUUUAUGUACACAAAACAAACACAAACACAUACGUCUUCUUUUCUUUAUUUUCCGUUUAUAAAUUUUAUGGAUCAGGAUAUUACUUAUACUUUACGUAUAUUUGUUUUUCCCUUUUCUUAUAAACAAGUAAAUUUAAAGAAAUUCUUUUGGGUACUGUAGUGAAGUUUCUUGUAGAACAGUACCUGGUAUAUAUUGGUUUAUGUUACAGAAGUCAAUAUAUGAUACGAUGCUUCUUAUAUAAGAACAUAUAUCAAGAGAGAAAACAUGUUUUUUUUGAUCUUCAAUAUUAUUUCCCUACACUUCUUUUCUUAAAACAUACAGAAGUGUAAUGUGAUUAGAUUCGGAAUGUAUGUUACUGAAAUAGAUGAAAAUUUAAUAAUGUUA